CCCGGAGACGGUAUCGCAAAUGUUUGACCGUCUACUUAGUGAUUCCUUUAUCAUCUUUUCCAAUUCUCGUCAUCUUUUGACCAGAUCUUUGCCGUUCCUUGCCUCUUUGGUCUUUACCUCAUCUCCCUCACUUCCCCCACUUGCCCCCUUUAUUUCUAUCUUUCCUUUUUCCUUUCCCCCUUUUGUGACCCGCUUCAUUUGCCCUACCCCUGGUCUGCAGGUCAUCCAGCCCCCUCCACUGGGUCUCCCAUCGACGCGAUCAGGUUCCUCAAAAGGCGAUCAUCACAUUUUGGAAGACGCAUGGUCGCAUCCAGCCUGGUCAAUCCCUCUUUAGCGUGGAGCCGUGUCAUGCUGCGCCGAAGGCAAAGCACGACUGGGAGAUUCGGGUCUUGAUGCGCGCGAGCACCAACAAACACGAGCGGGGAGUUCUGGGUCUUCAGCCGCGCACAAACACAACCCCA
Aspergillus welwitschiae is the source of this 461-nucleotide messenger RNA. RefSeq lists its product as uncharacterized. The transcript has 2 exons. NCBI's taxonomy places the organism in Eukaryota, Fungi, Ascomycota, Eurotiomycetes, Eurotiales, Aspergillaceae. The record is from RefSeq and is a predicted model, not a curated record. Bases 20 to 334 code for a protein of 104 amino acids.